AUGGGAAACUCCUCCUCAAAACCCAAAGACAGAAAAUCAAAGUCUUCCCGUAACUCGGUAUCCUCCUCCUCCACCUCCUCCUCAAAACCUUCCUCGAAAUCAUCUAAACCAUCAAAAUCUGUUCCAGCAGGGACCUCGUCAUCAUCAUCAUCAUCCGCAGCCCUCCCUUUCACUCGCUCCGACACAGUCGGCUCCCAAAAGUCUUUCCGAUCGUUCCAGUCGCGCCAUUCAGUGGCCGAGUCGUUCGUUUCUGCAGUCGACUCUCCUCAGCAACACUCCUCGGGAGGCUCCCGUCAUGCGUCUUCAACCGCUUUACACAAUAUUGAUGAUAAUGGUCCAGCAGCACAUUCAUCCACCACUGUCAAUAGCACCGCUGCAACAACUCCUGCAGCCGCAGCAGGCAUUGGAGGAUCCACAGGUGCUGACGACUAUUUCCAAUACAACGGUGGUGGCACCUCUAGUGCGGGGUACUCGGUGCCUCUAACCCCGGGCCCCAGUAUUCUUGCUCCUGUCAGCGGAAUAUCAACUCCAACCACGGUCGGCGUUUAUACUACAGAAGGACUGCAAGACGCACUCAAUGGCACCGGAACCGGUGCUGAUGGUAAUGAUGGCGGUGACCCGAUGCGACCAAGGUUACAUAGACGUACAUAUUCAAGUAACAGUAUUAUCAAUGGCGGAGUGGUUAACCUAAGCGCCCACAACUCAUCAAGUAAUUUAAGUGGUCAGCAACAACACGGUAACAAUGGCUUGGAAGGUGGCAGUAGUAGUAGCAUCAGCAACUCAGGCACAGGCACCAUGGGAGGGGCCGCACCUGGCGAAGAAGUUAAUGCAGCAACAGUGGCAUCAUCAUCAUCAGCAGUAACAUCUUCAUCAGAUUUAACGGAACAAAACGGCAAUAGCCAGCAUGGCCAUCAUCACCAUCAUCAUCAUCAUCAUCACCAACAACAACAACAACAACAACAUCAACAUGAAACCAGCAAUGAGGGCAGUAGCAGUGCUGAGCUGCCAGAAAAUAGAAAUGAGGAACUGCCAGUAUCUAACGUCAAUCCUCCUACCGAUGGAGUCGAUCCGAAGGACAUUGAGCCUACGCAUAACGAUUCAACAACUUUAUCAACAACUUCAUUAAACACGUCACAAUUGCAUUCAGAGUCUACUUUAAAAAAUACAAAUGGGCAUUCGCGUAACAAUUCCACAUCUUCCAUCUCCACAGGUUCGUACCGACAAAAGGCGCAGCUGACAAUCCCAAUACCGCCCAAUACGUUUGGGUCCAGCAAUAAUGGAGGAACACCAUCUAUUUCCCUUUCUCUACCCGGAUCAGCGGCACAAACUCCUACAACCGAAAGCGAUCCCAUGGGUGGAGUGAAAAAGUCAACGUCAACACCUUCACUUAAAGGGUUGGCUCCUGGAUCCAUCAACAUCCCGGGACAAAAUAGUGGUGCGUUUUCCGGAAGCUAUGGCUCGCUUAAUUCCCCUGGGUCGCAGUUUGUGACGCCAUUGUCAUCGCCAUUACCUCGAGAAAAUAGUUUUGGAAGUGGAGCAACAACACCAACCGGUGGGAUUCCCGUUGGUGGGGAAUCCUCAAAGCGUAAUAAACUUGGGUUACCUUCGUUUGGGUCCUCGAAUGGAAGUAAUGGGGGGACUCCUGGAAGCGCCGGGAGUGGUGGUGCUGGUGCCACAACACCUGGUGGUGGAGGGGGUCCCAAUAAUGCUAGCAAUAGCGGGGGAGGGAUCACACUAAACAUUGAUGAAGCCAUUCAGCGGCUGCUUGACGCUGGGUACCGCGGGCGGACGUCGAAGCACGUUUGCUUGAAGAAUAAUGAAAUUGCGUUAAUUUGCCAAACUGCUCGGGAGAUUUUCCUGUCUCAGCCAGUAGUGUUAGAUCUGUCACCGCCAGUCAAGGUUGUGGGGGAUGUGCAUGGGCAGUACCCAGAUUUGAUUCGGUUGUUUGACAUGUGUGGGUUCCCUCCCGCUGCCAACUACUUGUUUCUUGGAGACUAUGUUGAUCGAGGGAAGCAAUCGCUGGAGACGAUUCUGCUGCUUUUUUGCUACAAGAUCAAGUACCCGGAAAACUUUUUCUUACUACGGGGGAAUCACGAGUGUGCGAGUGUGACACGAGUUUAUGGAUUUUACGAUGAGUGCAAGCGACGGACCAACAUUAAGACAUGGAAGAUUUUUAUUGAUACAUUCAAUACACUACCAGUGGCAGCGAUUAUUGCACAAAAGAUUUUCUGUGUACAUGGUGGGUUAUCACCCUCGCUGAAUAAUAUGAACCAGCUGCGGUCGAUUCAACGGCCAACAGAUGUGCCUGACUUUGGGCUGCUGAAUGACAUUUUGUGGUCAGAUCCUGCUGACACGGAGAAUGAGUGGGAGGAUAAUGAACGCGGGGUGUCGUACUGUUUUAACAAGGUGGCCAUUAACAAGUUUUUGGCCAAGUUUGGGUUUGACUUGGUGUGCCGGGCGCACAUUGUUGUUGAGGACGGGUAUGAGUUUUUUAAUGAGCGCACUCUAGUGACUGUGUUUUCUGCACCCAACUACUGCGGCGAGUUUGACAAUUGGGGGGCCGUCAUGAGUGUUUCAGAAGACUUGUUGUGUUCGUUUGAGUUGUUGAAACCGCUCGACUCUGCAGCGCUGAGACAAGAGAUGCAGCGGAGUCGACGUGAGCGCAAGCACAAUGCAUUGGCCGCGUCGUCCUCCUCUCUGGGCGGGCCCCAAAGUUUUUGA
Molecule: messenger RNA, 2721 nt
Organism: Magnusiomyces paraingens
Lineage: Eukaryota; Fungi; Ascomycota; Dipodascomycetes; Dipodascales; Dipodascaceae
Exons: 1
Coding region: 1-2721 (906 amino acids)
Cellular component (GO): nucleus; cytoplasm
Molecular function (GO): protein serine/threonine phosphatase activity
Source: RefSeq, a predicted model, not a curated record